AUGGCUACUAAAUUUCUAUCAAGACCUUUGCAAGAAGAAUUGGUCAUGCAGAAGAGAAAUGGCGUGCCUCAAGUACGCCAUCGCCAUUGCAUGACUACUAAAUUUCUAUCAAGACCUUUGCAAGAAGAAUUGGUCAUGCAGAAGAGAAAUGGCGUGCCUCAAGUACGCCAUCGCCAUUGCAUGACUACUAAAUUUCUAUCAAGACCUUUGCAAGAAGAAUUGGUCAUGCAGAAGAGAAAUGGCGUGCCUCAAGGACUGAUUCCUCCAUACCUGUCAAGACCUUUUGGAGAAGAAUUGGUCAAGCAGAAGAGAAAUGGCGUCCCUCAAGCCCAAAUCAUACAGUCGUCAUCGCUUGAUCACUACAGAUUCACCACGCCACCUCUGGGAAGAAUCCGUCGAACAGAAGUGAAAUGGCGUUGCUCAAGAAGCAAUACUCCGUGGCCGUUGCUUGAUAACAUCUCUGAGAAGAAUCCAUCAAGCAGAAGAGAAAUGGCGUCGCUCCAGGACAGACUUAUCAAUCCAUCUCUGGGGAGAUUCCAUCUAGCAGAAGAGAAAUGGUGCUGCUUGAGACUCAUCAAGCCAUCUCUGAGAACAAUCCAUCCAGCAGAAGUGAAAUGGCGUCGCUCAACAAGACUUAGUAUCAAGCCAUCUCUGAAGAGAAUCGAUCCAGAAGAAAAGAAAUGGUGUCCCUCAAGACUCAUCAAGCCAUCUCUGAGAAGACUCCCUCCAGCAGAAGAGAAAUGGUGUCGCUCCAGACUUAUGAAGCCAUCUCUGAGAACAAUCCAUCCAGCAGAAGUCAAAUGGUGUUGCUCAACAACGUAA
This is a messenger RNA of Cylindrotheca closterium, 822 nucleotides long. NCBI's taxonomy places the organism in Eukaryota, Bacillariophyta, Bacillariophyceae, Bacillariales, Bacillariaceae. The record is from the annotation of a GenBank genome assembly.